AUGUAUAGGCUAAAUGCCCAGCGCCGGGCUCACCCGGCCCCGUGCAGAGCUCGGAACCGGCGACCCGGCCCUGCCUCUGGGGCUGGCGGCGGGGCCCCGGUGCCGCGUUCUGGGGCUCGGCCCGGGACGGUUUCAGGGCUCAGAGCCGAGCCCGAACCCCGCGUUCGGGGCCGCGGGCAGAGCCCAGCCCCGCGCCUCGGGCUCGGCACGGGACCCUGGGGGCGGCACCGGCAGAGCCCCGGCUCCCCGCGGCCGCAGCGGGACAGCGCCCGGGGCCCCGAGCCCCGCGCCGGCCGCAGCCAGUGCAGGACACCGAGCGACGUGACCCCCUCUGCUUCCCCAACCCCCUCCCCAGGACCCCCUCCUCCGGAGGGGGGCCUCCCUCCCUCCCCCCCCCCCAUCCUAAACCCCCCCCAGGACCCCCUCCUAAUGAGGGGGCCCAUCCUCAACCCCCCGGGACCCCCAACCCUCGCUAACCCGCCCCAGCCCCGGACCCCUCCUGAGGAGAGCCCGCCCUGGCCCCAGUGUGAUGCAGGCACAGCCGGCAGCCCGGCAGUGUGGGGCGGUGUUGGCAUCUGCAAGGGGGCACCCGCAAGAGCAGGCCCCGACCCUUUUGAACCAAGGGGCGCCGGCUCCGGCCCUCUGGGCUUUAUUGUGCGGCGCCCCGAACCCCGCGGCUGCGGGGAAACAGCGAGGGCGGAAAGGGGACAGAGAGAGAGAAGACAGGGAGGCAGAGGGCAGCAAGAGUGGAGGUCAGGAGGGGACACAGGGACACACAGGCCAUGGGGAAAUAGAGAGGGCAGAGGGAGGCAGAAGACAGCAAGAGCAGAGGUCAGGAGGCCGGGUCAGGAGAGGCAGAGGAGGUGCAAGGGCAAUGAGAAAGAGGAACAGAAGCGGGGUCGGCGUUUGCAGGGGAGCGGAGGAGGGAGGUGCAGCCCGCGGAGCCCCGUCACCCUCCGUGUCCCGGCCCCGCGUUCCCGUCCCGCUCCGUCGGGCCCGGGGCCGCCGAACGGGCGCGGCGGCUCCGCGCUGCACCGCGGCAAGGCUGGAGAGCCCCGGCCGGGGUCGCCCCCGCACCGUGCGCCCCGGCCCGCCGUGCCCGCACUGCGGUGCCCGAGCACGGAGACACCGCGGCUCCCGCAGCGCCUCCUGCCCCCGGCUCCUCCCCGCCCGCCCCGGGAUCGGCCCCGGCGCCUCCGGCGUCCGAAACCACGGCGGGGCCGGGACUGA
Molecule: messenger RNA, 1230 nt
Organism: Motacilla alba alba
Lineage: Eukaryota; Metazoa; Chordata; Aves; Passeriformes; Motacillidae
Product: proline-rich protein HaeIII subfamily 1-like
Exons: 4
Coding region: 1-1230 (409 amino acids)
Source: RefSeq, a predicted model, not a curated record